CUGCAGAGGAGGAGGGGGGAGGAGUAAAGGGAGCUUUGUUUCCCUCGCAGCCCGGGUGGGGAGGAGGCCAUCGCCGCAGCAGAUCGUGCGUUUACCUAGCUGCGUGAUUGCAAAACAGACGCCGGCGGCUCGGCACGUUGUCAGUCGCCCUUCUGACAGGAUUUUCGUUGUCGUCAGACUCCGGGGGUUUGGGACCUGGGACCCCCCGGCCGGGCCAUGAAGAGCUCGGGUCCCCCGGAGCCGUGACGCGUGUUCCGCCACCGCCGCCCCUCUCCGCCGGCCCCGGAGCCCCCUGUAUGGCGGACAUGGCCCCGGCGCUGACCGAAGCAGCCACCGAAGCUCACCAGAGGCUUAAACUGACCGCCUCAUCAUCUGCUUCUUCUCCCUCAGCAACCCGCGCCAAGGACGGCGAACCCAGCGAGCACGACACGCUACUGCCCGUGUGGAAACCACCGCUGUCCCCCCCCGCGGCUCUGCCGGAGGUGAACGGGGCGGGCAGGGUCGGGGUGCGGCCGGGGGCAGCCAGGAGGAGGCCUCAGAACUCCGGGGCUUCUUUACUUCUGCUGAGGCGGAGCGGACACGCACCAUCCGAGGGGAUUAACGGGGGAUCCCGGGAGCUGAUCGGAGAAAGUCGGUGUCCGGGGCAGGUGAAGGAAGCCCAGCUGGUUCGUGACAAGAUUGCCCGGGCCAUGGAGGCCCCAGUGCCGCAGGAGCAGCCGAGCAAGGCACUAGAGCACGCGGAGGAGGGCGGGAAUACGGGGGAAAUGCUGGAGCAGAGCCCGCUGCCCGGCGAGCACAGGACGGACAGCGCUACCCUGUGCCCUAUGAGGGCGGCGCGCAUAGCCAGCCGGCAGCAGGAGCUGGGACUGCGGGCUCGGAGGCUCUGCCGGAGACUACAGGUGAUUCAGGCUAAGCAAGUGGAGCGACACGUCCGACAACAGCUGUCCGGUCUUGUGGAGCUACUGUCCGAGCGGGGGGCGGCUGGACUGCCCGGGUCCCCCCAGGAGGAGUUGAACAAAUUUGCCGGUAGCUCCACGGCCAGGCUGCGGGCUGCCCAGAGCGGCUUUGAUUCUGACGCUACGGAGAGUAGCUCUGGGGGAGAGAGCGAGGAGGAGGAGGCCGCGGAUCACGAGGCCCAACCAAGUGGGGAGGAGCAGCGCCCAGCCCUGGGGGUUAGUGAGCGUUCAGACUGGAGGUGGGCAGUUGAAAGGGCAGCCAUCAUCUGCCGCUGGACCUGGUUACAAGCUCAGGUGUCUGACCUAGAAUUUCGCAUAAGGCAGCAGACCGAAAUCUAUAAGCAAAUCCGUUGCACCAAGUGUUCCCGCCUUACACAGUCUGCCGAGAAUGUUGUGUGUCAAAAUCCAUCCACAGCACCAGUGUCUGACUCCCCAGGAUCCCAAAAACCAUCUCGUCAAGUUAAUGGACUCAUAAAUUGUGUUCGCACCAGUCUGUCUUGCAACGGCUCUACAGAAGACCUGGAUCCAGAGGAGGUGCUUGGUAAAAAGAGACGUUUGGACGGCCUUUCCACAACACCUGCUCCAUCAGACACCAGCUGCGUAGCUGCCAGAACCCGGCCCCUUCGUGGACACAAGAAACGGAGGCUGGUUAGGUCAAAUGCAGUGUCCUCCCUUAGUAGGAAGCCGCAGAAGCCACUGUCGAUGAAGUGUAGCUGUGAGCCCCCCACGACAUGUAUCCUGUGUGGCUGCAAAACCUUUGUGAAAACCGUGCACCCCAGUACCAUGAAUCUAAAUGAGCGUAUAGCACUAUUGGACCCGGGCUACCACCCUAUUCUUUCCUUCCCCCAUGACACCACCCUUAAUUUGCACUUUGAAGCUUUGCUAAAAGAGGACAGACAGUUCCGACUCACUUACAAGCUCAAGACUCUGAAGUUUUCCCAGCUCAGCAAGAAACCGCUGGACAAAAUGAGGAGAGAGUGCCAGAGUGUGACGUCUGACUUCACAGGCAGUUAUACACAUGGUAGAAGUGACCAAGAAAAGCUUUGUCAGUAUCGCUUGGACAGUUGGCAGAAAAAUGUUAGAUUGGUAUCAGAUUCUACGCCAGAAAGAAUGAGGCCACAGCCCCGAAGAACGCCCCAGACGUCACCACACCCUGUGGGGUCUCCGUUCAAAGAAGAAAGGCAAUAUAAAGGCUUGCCGAAUUCCAGCGUCCAUAUGUCCACCCCUGUUGCUUCAAGACAGAGCUCUGCACUGCACCAGCUGUCAUCUCUCACUGAAACUCCUCCUACCCCAUCAUCUAGCCAGCAAUCCAGUGCUUCUGCGGCACUAAAAAGGAAAAGGUUGGAAAAUUCCUAUGACAUCAAUAAUAUUGUCAUUCCAAUGUCCAUGGCAGCAGCAUCCCGGGUGGAAAAGUUGCAGUAUAAGGAGAUCUUGACUCCAAGCUGGCGUGUGGUGGAUCCUAAAGAAAGAGAACCUUUGUUUGGGAGCGACCCAGAGUUGGAAGACCUCUCAGAUGAAGCAUAUCUAAUUCGUCAUAAUGCAUAUGAAGAUAUGGAACGUUCUCGCUGGGAUUCUUGGUCAUCAGCUAUUCCUCAGAGGCGUGGAAGCAGAUCCUCCAACAAGUCAGACGGUCGCUGGACCCCACAGCCUAGUUCAAACAGUCAGGGAUCACUACAGCCAGCUUCUCCAGAGAUUGGAUUUCACAGCCUUAACGAUGUCCCACUAUCCCUGUCAUCUGCUGCACCUGACAGCCCGGAGCCUUACAGCACUGUCCAGUGCCUCUCUGUAAGGAGUAGGACGAGAGUGCUCUCCUGGAGUGAAGACACCAGAUCCUCCACACCUGAAGCCCCAGAGGAAGAAGAACAGACCGUUCUACCAUGGGAGCCUCGCACGUUUCCCCUCUCUGACAGAGACCAUAGAGCUCUCCAGAAUCUGCCAAUAACAACGCCCAUCCGAAGCAGAAACAAGCAACCCUCAGAAGUAAUGUGGCACCCAGCAAAUAAAUCUAACAUACGGACUGAGAGCAUAGACUUUGGCAUGUCAACAGAAAACCUCGCCCCCACCUCCAAAGAUUCCCCUCUACCCAAUAGCAUUUCAGUGGUUCGUUUUCGUGCUCACAGCGGUGAAAAAAUUGCAAGCCUGGAGUAUUUCCCUGCAAGACCAGUCAACAAGAGAUGAAACCUCAUUCUUUCACUAGAUGUGUAUGACACCGAGACAACAAAACCCAUAUACUUUAUUUCAGCAUCAAGCGCUUAGCUGACUUGCAGGCCCAAGUGGAGCAUUAGGGUGCACCAUAUGUGAGGGGAUCCUGGGCUCAGCAGCACGCUGGAGAGGAAGGCCUGUGAAGGGUACAGCACAGAGCAGAGGUGAUGUGCUGAUCCUCACACUCCGCACUGGCCAUGGGAAGGUCACUAGAUGUGGAUGACACAUUUAUUACCAUUGGCUUCCUGAGGAGUGUAAAGGCAGAGUAGAUACAUGGGGCAGGCACAUGAAGCCAGAAGAGAGUCGAGAGAUUUGGAAAAUUUAAAGCUAUAGAGAUUUCUAAAAAAUAAAGAAAAAAAUAAAGAAAAAAAAAUUUGAGUCAGAAAAAGGGCAAAAAAAAUUUAAAAGAAAAAAAAAUCAGGUUUAACCCCUUAACUGCCAGAGGUGCCUGCACAUUGUGCUGCAUGCUUUUCUGGCAGUGACAGAGGCUUCAAUACACUGUCCAGGCUUCUGUUUGAAGAGAGCUCUUAGCUUCUAUACUACUGUUCAUCACUGUGUUGCAGAAAGAGAAGCAGAUUUCCCAGUAUAUGUAAUGUAAUAAUCCACAAAGCUUCUGCUUGCCGUCACUCUCGCCACGAUGAAUGCCCAAGGUUUGCAUAGAAUGGUGAAGUCUCUUCGUGCAAACACUUUGUGGUGUGAGACGACGAAAAGUUGCGGAUUUCCUUCCCUUUUCCCUGUCCCCUGAAAGAAUUUCUGUAAUUAUUUAAUGAAUGGGAAGAAGUGACUCCUGUCUGAGAAUAGCCUGGUGUAUAUGGAUUUAUGACAUUAGAUUAAAGAAAUAAAUUCAGAAUCCUGUUAGACAAUCUUGUGGACAUUGAUUCAUUUUUUUUGUUGCAUUUUGUUUACAAUGAAGCAUGUUACAUUUGUUCAUUGUUUUGGAGAAUGAUACAGGAGUACACUUUGUUCAUUAAUAUAUUUUGUUUCUCUAACACAUUUUGUUUCACAAUAAUGUCUCAAAUUUCUAGAGCGAUUUUCUAAGGAAAAGAAAAGUACUUAAACCUGUUAAAUUUCUGCUAGUUUUUCUUUAUUUCAUACAGAUGUUUUAGAAGCCUUUAUCACUAUAUUAUGCAAUUACCUGUCAAAUCCACCUUUUAACAAAUACACACACACACAAAUUAAGCUUGCCUUUUGUAUGUCUACAGUGUUCUUGUUUUCCACAAUACAUCGUUAUAUCAAACUAGGGAGUAUGUUGCUGACUUGGGUUUUUUAUUAUCUUCUCUUAAAUGGAUACAAAGGUCAAAAUUGAAAUGUGCAUGUGUGCGUUUUAAUUUGAAAUAUAAGCCGUUUUGCAUUUUACUUCUAUUAGCAAAAAUGCUUCUGAUAAGUUAUUUUUCUGCGGCAUAAGCACAUAUGCUGUGAGGGCCUGUGAACCAGUAUUCAAACACCAUGUCUGCUCAGAAAGCUGGUGGUGGUGUGUAUUGCUUCUGAAGGCGUAAUUUAUGGCAUAUAUGUUACUACUGACUUUGAGAAGUUGUGGUGUUUUAAUACUGGUUCCCAGGCUUUCACAGGAUAUGUGUAUGCUGCAGAAAACGGUAAUAACUUUUAUUAAAAGCAUUUUUUCUAAUGGAAUUAUAUUUCAAAAAUGCUUCUAUUUCAUAUUGAAAUGCCCCUAUGCACGUUUCAUUUUUGACCUUUCUGUACCUUUAAGUACGCAUAGAGGGCCUGCUCAGUUUUGGAUAUGUUUAAAUUAUUUUUUUUAAAUGUAGGGCUUAAAGCUAUAUAGAUACUUUGUUUAAAGUGAUUAUAAAGUAGAAUGAAUUGAAGCCCAGUAUUAAAAAAUACUUUUAAAAAAGGGGCACUUAAUUCAUUAAAUUUUACAAACACGCUUUUUUCUAAUUACUUACCUUUUUUGUUAUGGUAAACAGACCGCCGAUCCUCCGCCUGCUUCUCCUUCUGUAUUUUGCGGAUCGAUGACUAAUCCGGCUCCCUCCAAUCAUUUCAUGCCCCCAUUGGAGUCCAGCUCGUGGGGCACGCAACGAUUAGAGGAAGCCGGAUUCGUCAUCAAUAUGCUAAAUACAGAAGGAGAACGUGGGUGGAGAAUUGGUGGUCCCUUUACAAGAAAAAAAUGCAUGUUUUUAAAGUUUAAUGAAUUAAAGUGCUGUUUUUAAGAGUAUUUUUUUUAAUACUGGGCUUUAAUUCAUUAUACUUUACAAUCACUUUAACAAGAUAAGACUGUAUUUCACCAAGGCCUGAAUUAUGCUUCUAGGGUAAUAUAUCCAAGGAUUGUGUACAGCCAAUUGUGCAAAUGAGCAUUUUAUUUACAUCAGAAUGUAAUAAUAAAAAACUGAGUUUCUCCAAUGAAGUAAUACGCGGGUAUUUAUAGUUCCAUGCCAAAAAAGCUGCAGUUUAUUGAAAUUAACAAUGUAGAGAUGCCUGUUUUAUAAUGUAAAUAAAGAAUGUUUGCCUAAAAAUUAAA
Molecule: messenger RNA, 5634 nt
Organism: Bombina bombina (fire-bellied toad)
Lineage: Eukaryota; Metazoa; Chordata; Amphibia; Anura; Bombinatoridae
Gene: KANSL1
Product: KAT8 regulatory NSL complex subunit 1
Cellular component (GO): NSL complex
Molecular function (GO): histone acetyltransferase binding
Source: RefSeq, a predicted model, not a curated record